AUGUCGAAACCGGAAUCAUCGAAAAAAGACCAACAACCCGUAGACAGGAGAAAAUUUCAACUGGAACCAGUGAUAGUAGCACCGUGGAGAGCUCUACCUCCCGGCUACAUAGAAAACAACGGUCCCUGUAAGAAUUUAGAGAAACUCACCGAGAGCGGUACCACAAUUAUCCCGAGCAAGUACCAAGUCAAGGAACCGCCGCCGAUAACGCCUUGGAAGGACGCCGUCGAAGAUCAGAAGGAAAAGUUCAGGGAAUGCCAAACUAGGGGUAAACCGGAGGUGGAUGGUGUCGUUAUGGUACCGACCAAAUACAAAAUUAAGGAUCCACCUCCUAUUACUCCGUGGAAAGAGGUGGUAGAAGAUCAAAAAGAAAAAUACAGGCAAUGUCAAGGCAGGAUAAUAGAUAGAAGUAAAGAUGGAAGAGUAGUUACACCCACAAAAUACAAGAAAAGUUGUUGA
Messenger RNA from Phyllotreta striolata, 459 nucleotides. Lineage: Eukaryota; Metazoa; Arthropoda; Insecta; Coleoptera; Chrysomelidae. The record is from the annotation of a GenBank genome assembly.